AGCUGUUAUAAAAGCUGGCGUAAGUUCCAGCUGCGGCAUCAGUCAAUUAGCUGCCUUCAUCUAGUUUCCAAUACAGAUUCCAAGAUCAUGUUCAAGCUGCACCUGAGCCUCUUCGCCUUUGCGAUCAUCUGCCUGGCUGCGGCAGGAGCUGCUACACUGGAAUGGCCUGCCAAUCUGGUGGCUCUGAGCAGCGGCAAAUCCUCGUCGCAGGCUGCGCCGCUGCCUGUCAGCGAGGAGUCCGCUGAGGUGGUCAAUGAGAGCAGCGCCUCCUCUGCCGAGCCGGAGCUGGAGCAAGCGCUGGCUGAAUCUUCGGCCGGCAAUGCCAUUGCUGAUGAUCGUCUGGUCUCAGCGGUGCCUGUCUCUGUGCCACUGCCACUCGUUGUAGCCGCUCGAUCGGGUCUGCGCAGCGUGUUGACCAUACAAGAGCCCACGCUGGCCAAACUGGGUGAGCUGGUGGAGCAUGUGCCCUCGGCGGUGUCCCAUCAGAGUCAGACAGUGGUGCAUGAGCAUCGACGCCUCGUCACACCCAUUGUGGGGCCCGCUGUGCGCACCACCCAGCUGGUGCGUCAGCACCCGCCCUUAGUCUGGACCCUCUCGGCCGAUCCGCGCGUGGUGCUGCUCCGCAACUAGAUCGGUUAAAGGCAAACGGA
Molecule: messenger RNA, 650 nt
Organism: Drosophila hydei
Lineage: Eukaryota; Metazoa; Arthropoda; Insecta; Diptera; Drosophilidae
Gene: retinin
Product: retinin
Exons: 2
Coding region: 88-630 (180 amino acids)
Source: RefSeq, a predicted model, not a curated record